AUGAAAUGGGGAGAUGUCAACAUGAAGUCUGAUCGAGUCUGGCCCAGCCGCCUCCUUGCCAAGCACGGGAAACACAGGGCAUGUUUCUCAACAGCAUUUUUUUGCGAGGUACCAGACCUUUUGCAAGCAGCAUGGGUUGAGGUGGGUUAUGGUAUGGCGGCAGGCAGGGUAGCAAAAGAGAGAUUCGCGAAGUGCUGGCUGAAUGAGCCUAAAAGCAUUGCAUCCAACCAGACAUUCAACAACAUCGAACCCCUGGUCGUUGUCGCUGGCAUUAUGUACCAGUUGACCAGUUUCCCCAACCCCAGCCGCCGGGGAAGCACGAAGGGUCCAGAUGUCCAGAUGUCCAGAUGUCCAGAUGCCCGGAUGUCCUUUUGA
This is a messenger RNA of Pochonia chlamydosporia 170, 375 nucleotides long. RefSeq lists its product as hypothetical. The record is from RefSeq and is a predicted model, not a curated record. NCBI's taxonomy places the organism in Eukaryota, Fungi, Ascomycota, Sordariomycetes, Hypocreales, Clavicipitaceae. The transcript has a single exon. The coding region runs from base 1 to 375 and encodes 124 amino acids.